Messenger RNA from Armigeres subalbatus, 15561 nucleotides. It is a transcript of the gene trx, whose product is annotated as histone-lysine N-methyltransferase trithorax. NCBI's taxonomy places the organism in Eukaryota, Metazoa, Arthropoda, Insecta, Diptera, Culicidae. Gene Ontology annotation, biological process: positive regulation of DNA-templated transcription. Gene Ontology annotation, molecular function: zinc ion binding; protein binding; DNA-binding transcription factor activity. The transcript is spliced from 6 exons. The coding region runs from base 501 to 12251 and encodes 3916 amino acids. Gene Ontology annotation, cellular component: histone methyltransferase complex; nucleus. The record is from RefSeq and is a predicted model, not a curated record.
UCUCUCGGUUCGGUCGUGUUUUGCAAAGUGCUCCUUACGUGUGUGAAACCGUAUGAACGUCGCCGCCGCCACCCCGUGCAUGUUGCGCCUUUCCAACCGCCCAUCCGUAACCGUACUUCGUUCGAUUGUGUGCGUGAAUUAUACUCCCUUUCCACCCUCCCGUUCCACAGGGAAAAGUGGUUUGGUGGAAAAGCUGUUUAUGUGUGUGUAGGUGCGUCCUAAAAGAUCCAAAAUGUUGAUGUGAUUUUGAGAAGAGUGUGUGGAGAAAAUAGUGGAAUUUUUCGCAAAUGGGAUAUAAAGAUACACCGAUAAGAAGGGAUACGCAAAACAAGAGAAGAAACAAGGAUAUAAAGGGUGUGCCAGACCCCGAAUGAUUAGAGUGAAAGUGGGCUGAAUUUGAAGCUGUGAAAAUUCAUAUUUUUUGGAAGGAGAACACGAAGGCCAGGCUAAAGAGCCAGUGAUGUGUAAAGAUUCGUUGCUCGAUUUCCACCUUUUCCACGAUGGGGAAAUCCAAGUUUCCCGGUAAACCGUCGCGUUUGGUGAACAAGAAGCGCGUUUCGGUCCUACUGUCCGGUGCUGGGCUAAAUUCCAUUGCCAGCAGCGGGACCAGCAGCGAUGAGGAUAAUAACCAACAACAACAGCAAGAGCAGGAAAAUUCGACGGCGACGGAAAAGUUAAAUCAAUCACUUACACAAACACAACUCCAACAACAACAAAAACAGAAUCAGCAGCCGUCAACGAAGGUAUCAAAGACGUCGUUAUUAGACAAUGAAGAAAUUGAUCAAGAUGGCGAUGAUGAUGUUAGUAAGCACGAUGACGGCGACUCAGAGAACGGUGAAGAUGACGACGAAGACGACGACGACGAUGACGAGGAUGAUGAUGACGACGACGAAGACGAUGAUGAUGAUGACGAAGAAGAUGAUGAUCACAACGGUGACGUAAUCUACGGUGAUUUAAGUCAAGAGAAUAAAACCGAAACCUCAACAAUGGAAAAGCGGCCAAGCGCCAGAAAUGGCGAUGACGAGUGCCCUCCGAAUGUUGUGGAAGCCAAAAGCGUUAGCAACAGCGAAAAAACGACAUCGGUAACGUCAGCAUCGUCAACCGGAAAUAGCUUUGAAAUGAAACCAUCCUCGCUAUCAGCCAUAGGCUCAUCGAUGAACAAAGCAUCUGCCUCGAAAGAGCCAUCCCAGUCUCCAUCCAACAGUGGUACAGCCAUGACAAGUUCCUCAGUAACCAGUGAAAAUGCCGAACCGAUUUCAUCCAAUCCCAACACCUCCGAAACGCCAUCCCCUACGGUACCAGAACCGCCACCCAAACCGAAAAAGAAAUCUGUCACGUUCCAUACCACUCUGGAAACCACCGACGAGAAUAUCGUUAAGAAAGUUUACAAUCCUAGCAGUGUACCUCUAACAUCCAUCAUCAAAAAGGAAUGCCUAGCAAGGCCCAUAAGGCUGAAGAAAAGUUUCAACCGGAAGAUGAAGAAGCGAUUGCAGCGGUUAGCGUUGCAAGCUGCAGCAGCGGCCAACAAAUCGGAAUGCAUUCUGCGGCCCUCUCUGCUGUCCGGUGUGGUGCAGAAAUCAACGGAACAAACCACCAGCAGGUUUUCUUCCGGUUCGGCCGGAAGCUUAGCAACGUCAGGUGAAGCGCUAGCAUCGGCGGUGGCUGCCGCCGACGCAGCAGUAACCACUCCAUCAUCAGCUGUUGUAGCACCGUCGCAGGAAGCGGGGAAUAAUGGUGAAUCUGCUUCAGAGGCUCGAAAUCUCGAAAGUGGGGGAACUCAGUUCGGUGACAAACGGUUUAUCCUACCGAAACGAAGUGCUCAUUCUAGUCGUGUAAUUAAACCCAACAAACGGUUCCUGGAUGAAUUCGAGUUGGAGAUAAAGAAGAAGAACAAAGCGGCAGCUGCCGCUGCUGCCGCAAGUGGGACUUCGUCCUCGGGCGAUAGUGUUGGUACCAAUAGUGCGGGGAGGGUAGCUACCAGUGAUAGUUCAGGUGAUAAAGUGUCGAAAGGUGAUGUGAAGGUGGGGAAUACCGAAGAUGGUGCUAAAGUGCGUGGGGAUGAAGAGCGGGUGGAUAAGAGUGAAGAGGGGAAGAAGAAACGGGAGAAAGUUAAGAAGGAUACGGAGGAGCUGCAAAGGAGAAUUUCCAGAACAGAUGCUAAAGAUUCUCCAGAACCUCAUACGGAGGAGACAGAGCAUCAACCAACGCGCCCGCCCAGCAGUAUAAACAACCCCUUCGCGAAAUCCGAUCCCGGCCUAUCCCCAAACGCCAGUAGCCUGAAGCUGGUGAAGCCGUCUAUCCUCUCAUCCACCAACGCAGCAUCUAGUCUCUUACCCAAUGCAACAUCAUCCAGUCUCGCAUCGGCAUCAUCUAUUUUUAGCAAAAGUAUUCUUCGACAGCCUAGGCUACAGUUUGCUACAUCACUCUUGAACUCCAAUCCGUUGGCAGCGUCUGGAGCGACCAGUAAUGGAAACACUAGUGCCACUGUGGCGACAUCUCCGGCAUCCUCUGCUUCGGUAGUGCCAUCCACGGACGGUCCAUUUUCGCUACAUCUCAAGUCUGGUGCGAAGUUAGACUCUUCCAAAAUCUUCUCCAGUGCAUUGACAGCAGCAUCGGCACCUUCCGCGCCAGGCUCGGUAUCGUCCUCUUUACCCAAUUGCAGUAUUUGCGGAAUCGCAUCCAACAGUCGGUAUUAUCAGCAGGCGACGAAGAAGUUCGGUAUCGGAUGCUGCGACGUAUGUCGAAAGUUUAUCUCCAAAAUGAUCAAAAAACUUGCAAGUUCGUCAAGUCCCACGAGCAAUCAUGUGACGAUGAAAUGCAAAAACGAAGGCAAAUGUUCAAUAGGACCACCUGUGGCGAUUCGACCGGAUCACGUUAAAACGCGACACAUAUUCAAGGAACGUUGUCAUGCUUGUUGGCUUAAGAAGUGUUUGGGUAGCUUUCAGUUACCUUCAAUCUUGAAGAUUCGCUUGACACAAACACUUCCAUUGAAUUUGCGUCAGGUAGAAGCGGCAAAUGGUAACUCGGGCAGCAAUGUUAAUAGGAAGGAGUCCGUGGAAAAUAAUAUUUUUUCGAACAGUUUGGUUAGUGGUCAGAAUCCGGCAGGUUCCCGGAUACUUUGGAACGCGAUGAGCAUUGACAAACCUGAGUUCGGGAAAUCCAAUUCGUUUCUUUCCUUGGCGAACCCAUUGGCACAAAAUAACAAUACUUUUGGCAGUUCACCACCUAUCAGGUUGAAUAUGUCUGAUAAACCGUCAAUACUGACUCCAAGUACGCUAACCAAUACUAAAGUGAUUAGAAGUCCAUCCGUUCAAAAAGAGGAAGUUGUUUUGCCUACCAAGGAAAAGAAAGAUGUUGAGUCAGCGAACAUAGACGACGCGUCUAUAAAUAUUAGAACCAGAAGUAAACCUGAAACUGAAGUUGUUACAAGCAGUCCUGCAGUUUCAUCUAUUGCUUCUGCAACAUCUACCGUAUUGACUACUGCCGCGGUAACAGCCACAACCUCUACCAGCACAGUGACAAUUACGACAACCUCCAGUAGUACCGCUACUACUCCUUCAGCAGUCAUAACCCCAGCAAACGGCCAAGACAAACGACAACGAAUAGAUCUGAAAGGGCCUCGUGUGAAACACGUGUGUCGUAGCGCUUCCAUCGUACUGGGUCAACCGUUGGCCACCUUCCCGGAUGACGCGACGACACUCGAGAACAUUGAAACCCCUCCCAGUGAAUGCGUGGCAGAUGCGGCUGAUGAUCUAACCGCCACCAAUUUGGAGACCAGAAUCGAGUCAGAACUUUGCCAUUCUAUUGAAGAAUCUCAAGCUCAAUCUUGCGCUGAUUGCAAGGAGUCGGAAGACUUGGCACUGUCACCUCCAGCAACUCCGGCAGACUUGGAUACCAGCGGAUCGACGGAGAAGGAGCUGGUUAUUGAUGAGGAUCAGCUGCCGGAAUCGAACUGCAGCACUCCCACUAAGGAAGUGGAUGUUAUCAAACCUCCGACACCGCCCCCGCCAGUUCUGAAGAUUGAAGUUGAAAAAGAGGUGGCUACUAGUAGGAAGAUCGAAGAAAUUGAACGACCAACCACUAGGAAGGCCACUUCCUCUAUUCGACCGCAGGUCCUGAAGCAAAAUAUUAGCGCUAUAACGAAAAGUUUCAACACGAAUAUUCGGGCGGCUGGCGGCCAACAGACGGUACCGGAGAUUCCAAGCGUGCCACUGAUUUCCAUUGACUUCUGGGAGAAUUACGACCCAGCGGAAGUAAGUCGUACCGGUUUCGGACUAAUCCUGUCUGAAGAAAUUCCAAUCAAAGCGUUGUGCUUUCUGUGCGGGAGUUCGGGUUUGGACGAGAUGCUGUUCUGCGUUUGCUGCUGCGAACCAUACCAUCAGUAUUGUGUGAAGGACGAGUACAACAUUCGGCAGGUGUCGUUGGAUGAAACCAACGUGAGUCUGCUGGAAUUGACCUGCACCGCGAUGAACAUGGGGAGUUCUCCCCAACAACAGGCGUUGAAUCGGUUCAAUUGGAUGUGCCCACGGUGCACCGUGUGCUAUACGUGUAACAUGGCAACGGGAAGUAAGGUGAAGUGUCAAAAGUGUGGAAAGAACUACCACACGACCUGUUUGGGAACGAGUAAGCGAUUGCUGGGAGCGGACCGGCCAUUGAUAUGUGCCGCAUGUUUGAAGUGUAAAAGCUGUUCGACGACUAAUGUAACCAAGUUCAUCGGUAAUUUGCCGAUGUGUACGCCGUGUUUCCGGCUCAGGCAGAAGGGUAACUUUUGUCCACUCUGUCAAAGGUGCUAUGAGGAUAAUGAUUUCGAUUUGAAGAUGAUGGAGUGCGGUGAGUGCAAGCGUUGGGUCCAUGCCAAGUGCGAAGGAUUAACUGACGAGCAGUAUAACAUGUUAAGUGCGUUGCCGGAGAAUAUUGAGUUCAUCUGUAAGAAAUGCGGUAAGAACAAUGAAUGUGCGAACGUUUGGAGAGAUGCGGUUGCGGCGGAGUUCAAAGCUGGGCUUCUCAGCGUCGUAAAGUUACUCAGCAAAAGCAGGCAAGCGUGUGCUUUGCUCAAACUAAGUCCUCGGAAGAAAACAAGCAACUGCACGUGUUCCAUAAGCACAGGGAAAAGUAUAUCAUUCUAUGGUUUUGGUAACAAGGAUGAGGGAAAUGCGAUAGCGAAGAAAGCCAAACUCGAUGAAGAUUCCAUUUACGACUUCAACAGUGAAAAUAGUAGCAGCAACUCGAGUUUCCCACCGACAACCAAGUGUUAUUGUUCUGUUAGACCUUCGAGGCCAUCGGAUAUCAGUCUCGUUGAGAUUAAGCAAAAAAUCAAUGCCAACGAAUAUUACUCGUUGCAGGACUUUAACUACGACAUGAAUUCCCUCGUUAACUCGAUUGGUUCAGAAGAGCUCUCGACGGCGUACAAAGAAUUCUUGAGUGAAACGUUCCCUUGGUUCCAAAAUGAAACGAAAGCUUGUACGGAUGCAUUGGAAGAAGCAAUGUGCGGCGAAGAAAUGGGCGAGUAUAACCAUGUUGCAGGUAUGACUGUAGAACCGGAUCAACGAGUUCCAAGCAUCGAUGUUCCACUGGAUGGGUUCGAUGACUAUUUCUACGAAUCGCCAGCCGUCAAAGACGAUCGGACGUGCAUGUUUUGUAAGCAACUUGGUGAAGGACUUCCCUUGCACGAAUCUCGGCUGUUGUACUGCGGUCAAAACAACUGGGCCCAUACCAAUUGUGCCCUUUGGUCAGCGGAGGUAUUCGAAGAAAUCGAUGGAUCCUUACAGAACGUCCACUCGGCAGCUUCCAGAGGGCGGUUAAUUAAAUGCAGUCAUUGCAACGUAAAAGGCGCCACGGUAGGAUGUAACGUGAAAAACUGCGGAGAACAUUAUCAUUUUCCGUGUGCUAAGCAGACUAAUUGUACCUUUAUGCAAGACAAAACGGUUUACUGUCCGCAGCAUAUUUCGGAAGUGAGUAAGAAGAAGUGUCAGACGGAGAAAAACUUUGAGAUCAAUAGAUCAGUUUACGUUGAGCUUGAUAGGCGGAAAAAGAAGUUUGUUGAGCCGUCCAAGGUGCAUUUCAUGAUCGGGUCGUUGAGCGUGAAAAAACUGGGUCACAUCGUUCCGAUGUUCAGCGAUCAUCCGGAUGCGAUAAUUCCCACGGAUUUUGAAUGCACAAGGUUGUAUUGGAGCUCGAAGGAACCGUGGAAAAUUGUCGAAUAUAAAAUAAAGACGACCAUUCAAAACAACAACUAUUGCAAUGGGACGGAUUUAGGUAAGAACUUUACUGUUGACCAUACACUCAAUAGCAGCACGGUAUCCUGGGGAUUGACCCAGAUUUCAAGGUGGCAUAGCAGUUUGAAUAGUGAAGAUCAAGAUCCUGAGCCUGUGGCAGGCACUUCCGGCAUUCAUAGAGAGAAAACCAUGAAACAGUUGUUGGAAGCGGUUGGUGGCCCAGGGGAUGACACCAACGAUGAGGAACCACAGAAUAAUAAUGAUCUGCUGCCGCAGGAGAUCAAAGAUGCUAUCUUUGAGGACAUUCCGCAUGAUAUUCUGGAUGGGAUAAGCAUGUUGGACAUUCUGCCAAAGUUGAUGACUUACGACGAUUUGAUUGCGAUGGAUCUCAAGAACGAAAACAAUUUCAAUGCAGAGAUCCUGAAAGAAGUCGGAGGAGUCAGCAGUAGUGGUAGUAGCAGCAACAGCAGCAACGCUACCGGUGGAUCCAAGGAAGAUGACAUGGAAGUCGAUCAUGCCGAUGACAUUAACGACAUAAUGAAGUGUAGUGGGGAGUUGAGCAACGACGGAUGGAUAAAAAGCCUGUCCCAACCGGGAAUCGAGGAUGCGCUAUUGAGUGCCAUGAAACAGCCGUCGUCUAGUCGAGACUUGAAGCGGAGUAAAUCAGAUAUUCUAUCUCGGGCUGUUGUAGGGGGUCGUAGUGCGGGUCAGCGCUCGGGAAGUUUUUCAUGGAAUUCCAAGUUGGAAUCCACCGCUGCAGUAGUGGCGAAACGAAGAAAGAUAAGCAAACUUGCUGAUGUCCUUUCGCUUGGUAGGAUAAAAGAUGAACCCGCCUCUGGAAGCAUUCUGGAGCGACGGAAGUCUCUGCCAAGUGAAGAGUUUAUCUGGAGCGCUAGUAAGAGAAACACCGGAGAAAGUUUAAGCGAUGGUAUGAAUGUUUUCGAGAAACUGAAAAUAUCUCAAUUGGACGGAAUGGACGAUUUCUGUGGCGAUUCUGUUGAUAUGAAAGUCUACUCUUCGAAUAUGAUCGAAGCACCGGUCAAAUGUGAUCGUUGCCACGCGACGUAUCGAAAUCAAGAAUCGUACCAAAGGCAUCUGAACUCAUGCGAAGUACUUUCAACGAGUGAAAGCGACUCCGAAACGCGAUCACCAAGGUUGCUCAGCCCUGAACAACAACAAGCACAGGUAGCCAAUCAAUUUGCAGCUGGGACAUUCAUCCUUCCGCAAACUUCAUCCGCUCAAACCAUUACAACGGACAUAUACGGGAACAUUAACCACAGCCAAGCAACGAAUCCCACUAUUUCUGUGAUAUCAGGUCUAAAUAAUCAGACCAUAAAUUUGAACAACCUGAAUAAUCAAGCAAUUCUCUCGAAUAUACCCGCUUCGAUGCCAAUCACUAUUAACCAGCUUCAAUCAGGCAUCCCAAUACAAACUUCAGCAGGCACUCAUCAGAUACCGAUUCAGGGAACCCUUUCAAACCUGGGUGGAAACAUGAUCAUCUCAAACCAAGGCCAAUUGUUUGCUCAACCAGUGAACUUUCAACAGUCGCUCGACAACCAGCAAAGUUUUGUGCAAAACAAGCAACGAUUCAUUCAACCGGCAUCUACAAAUCAACUCCCGCAAACCAUUUCAAUUGGGAACAAUUUGGUAAACACGGGAAACACGAUAAGUAUGCUUCCUCAACAGCAGCAAAUUAUCUCUAUCGGGCCGAAUGGUCAACCACAAAUUGUGACGGUAACUACCCCACAGCAUCAAACACAGCAAGCUUCUCUGAUUCAAAAUACUCAGAAAAAGCAGAUGAUCUACCCGACGGUAUCCCCGAAAAAGCCAGGACUUUCCAAAAUAUCGCAAGGUCCUACACCUAUCAAGGCUAAGAAGUCAAACCCAACUUCUACGGUUACUUCGAAACAUUCAAUUCAAAUAAAGAAACAAGAACCGAUCACCAUCCAGCAAGCUCCAACACCUCAACCUCAAACCAUUCAAACAAUUACCCAACCGAUCGCAGCUCAACAGCAACAACAGAUCCAGCUCAUAAAUACUUCGUAUCCUUUGAUAAGGCCUGCCAGUGCCGCUACUCCGCAACAAACUACAACGGCAUCCGGAAAUCCCAUCAUUUUCCAACAGAAUAAUCAACCGAUUAUCGUUCAACAAAUGGGAGGCAAUCAGAUAUCCUACGUAGCCGAUCAGAACCCUGUUCAAUAUUUGGCUCCGACAAACGUCCUUACCCAGAAUGGUUUUGCCAUGACCACGGCCGGUGAUGGAACUUUAUCUGCAGCGACCAACAACAUUCUGAUUCCAAACGGUGCCGGAGGAUACUCGAUGAUUCCGGCUAGUGCACUGCAGUUGGCAGCUCCCCAACCACAGGUCAUUGGUACCAUCAUUCAACCACAGGCCACCACCAUUCAAUGUGGAAUGAUGUCUACUGAGCAGAUGGUUUUGGGAGCAGCGGCCACGCCAACUCUUGAAAUGGUCACUGAUCCCACGUCCGGUUGCAUGUAUUUAACCAGUCCGCCCGUUUACUACGGUCUAGAGACAAUAGUGCAAAAUACUGUUAUGUCUUCGCAGCAGUUUGUUUCGACAGCUAUGCAAGGAGUUUUGAGUCAAAACUCGAGUUUCUCUGCUACAACCACUCAGGUUUUCCAAGCGAGUAAAAUAGAACCGAUUGUUGAAGUUCCUACUGGUUAUGUGGUUCUCAAUAACGAUGGCACUACUACCCAGCAAGGUUUGGCCCCAAUGCAACUACAGACGUCGUCGGGAAUUAUUCAGCAAGCACAAAUCCAACCUACACCUGUCACAACUCUAGCCCCUCAAACUCAGCAUCUUCAAGCAACCGUCACUACAAGCCAGCCAACUCCUAUUCAGGCAUGGAAAAUCGAGCCACAAAUUAUACAACAACAACAACAAUCAACACAAGCUCCGGUAAUAAAUCCAAUCAAAACUACAACAACGGUUAAGAAUAUCAUUCCCAAGGCCCAACCACAACUGGUAAACAAAGUUAUGCCUCACACAACGAUCAAAUCCAUACCGGAUCAAGUACUUGCUUCAAUGGGUAACCAUAAGGUCAACCAUCAAUCUGCGGCAUCUGCUGCAGUUUACACCACGACAACAACAAUGACCACUACUACCAAGGUCUCUAACGUGAUUAAGCCUAUCACCAAAACAAUCAACCAUAACAAACCCAAGAUCGUUGCGAAACCUGUGAAACAAAAAUCUCUGCUGUUAUCACCUCCACAUACACCUUCCCAGCACACUCUUCAGCAGAAUCAGCCGCAAGCAGUUCAACAUUUUCCGCAAAACAAUCUACCAGUGAGUUCCAGUUCCCAACCACAAAUGGUUCCCAUUAAACCAAGUAUCAUCAACGAAAUAACAACUCAACCGAUCACCAGUACAUCAUCGAAGAUCGGACCUACCCACAUGAAAAACUCUCUUGACUUCAGCUCUAAUAGUCAACCAAUCAAGGGUAGUUCCUUGUUAAAGAAACCUGAUAUGAAACCAUUCUCACGGAAUGCUCCGAACACCGCAUUCCCCUCUAGUCAACCGCAACUCAUGCAUCACCAACAGCAGCAGCAGCAAUCUAUACAGAUCAACAAUAUUCCAAACGCCACUUUUAAUCACGACAUUCAACCGGUUCAACAGCAGAAGUCCCUACUUCCACAGGUCGAAAACAAGAAGAAGCCGUCACAUGUUACAAUGUCCAUUGCAACGACUAGCUCUUCGCCAAUACCCUCAAUUGCUGGGUCACUGUCGAUAAGCAACUCAUCGAUUACCAUCACUCCAACACAAACCGCAAGUAUUACCCUUCCGACGGCUCCCUAUCCGAUGCCGCUCUACUCGAACAUUCCUACCAACGUUGUAAACCCAAUACAGCAGUCCAUCAACAACAUUAGUGGUAGCAACACCAAUACCAAUUCGGGUACGGUUCAAAAUCGACCGACAAACCGAGUCCUUCCAAUGCAAGCCACCGCUAUCUUGCCCAAAUCGCCAGAGGUCCCACAGACCCCGCCGCCAUUGAAAAUAUCAAAUGCUUUGCCGGACAAGAUUGAUGAAAUAACUAUUAUUCCUAGUCACAACUUCAGUCCGGAACAUCCAACCAUGAAUUCAUCUCCCGGCCUCAAAAUAAUUUCCGAUAAACUGCUCAAGGAAACCCGACUCGAAAUAGAUAUCAAACCAAUCGAUAUCAGUCCGAUUCUUCCACCUCCGAUCCCAAGCACUCCUAUCGAAAAUCGUGGAUUCAGCUCUCUGGACACACCACCACCACCUUCCCCGCAAUCAGUCCAACGAACUCUUCAGCAUGAAGAUCAGCCUACCUUCCAGCUGAAUCUAAACAUCGAUCAGCACGGUUCGCUGAUUCCCAUAUCCAGCGUCGAUACAAUCAAUUCAAUCAGCUCUACCACUACUAGUAUUGCGCAACUUCCACCAACUAUAACCGAAAUCAACAUCAAACCAGAACCGGUAAGCACCACAACGACCCAGAUGGAGAUGGACGCCAAAUGCGAACAGCUACUCACCGAAACGGAAGAAAUGCUCGCCGAAACCAUGCAGGAAGAUUCUUUAGACGUGCGCAGUAUCGAUUCGCAGAGUCUGAACGAUGAAUCCGAAUCUCCGGAAAUCAAACAUAAAAUUUCCGAGAUUCUGGAUAACCUCGAACAGCAAACCAACGAGGAAGACAGUUUCAGCGAGUGUAAGGAAUCGGACAGUUCGGAACUGUUGAUGAAGAUCGAGGAGAACGCUAGCUUGGAUACUUCGGGCAACUCGUUGAAAAGCCAAGAAGAACAACAACUGGUGGACGAACUCAAUCAGGAAUUGCAGGCCAGCGCACACACGUCGCCUGCUGCUUCGACGCGAGUGUCUGAGUUGAUCAUUCCACCCAUCUUCGAAAGCGAUCCCAAGAAAGACGACGAUUUGCGGUACGAAACGGAACAGAAAGAAAACCUUGAUCCGAUUUCAAACGUAGUCAGUACUUCAUUGAACAACAACCUUCUGGCUGGGAAUGAAUCUCACGCCGAAGAACUGAUCAAACAAAAAUCCAGUCAACUGGUUUCGAUCAAGCCACCGAAAACCAACAGCCCCAAGCUGCUGUACGAGAUCCAAUCGCAGGAUGGUUUCACAUACAAAUCCACUUCAAUUGUCGAAAUCUGGGAUAAACUAUUUGAAGCGGUACAAAUUGCCCGUAGAGCGCAUGGUCUGCAACCGCUUCCAGAGGGACAACUGGAGGAAAUGGCCGGUGUGCAGAUGUUGGGUUUGAAAACUAACGCCAUCCGGUAUCUGCUGGAACAGCUGCCGGGCGUCGAGAAGUGUUCGCAGUAUAAACCGCAAUAUCACAAAAAGCUGUCCGGCGAUGGUUGUCCGAACGGAGCCACAGCUGCAGCAGCAGUGGCAUCCAUCUAUGCGGAUUACUUCGACGACAUCAAGGAGAACCCGUAUGGUGCUGCCCGUUGCGAACCGUACAGUUCCCGGUCCGAGUACGAUAUGUUCAGCUGGCUGGCGUCGCGGCACCGGAAGCAACCGAUGCCGGUGGUGGCCCAGAGCAUCGACGACACAGUGAUUCCAAGGCGAGGCAGUGGAAGUAAUCUCCCGAUGGCGAUGCGCUAUCGAACGCUGAAGGAAACAUCCAAGGAAUCGGUGGGAGUCUACCGGUCGCACAUCCACGGACGCGGCCUGUUCUGCAACCGGGACAUCGAAGCCGGCGAGAUGGUAAUCGAAUACGCCGGAGAGUUGAUUCGCUCCACCCUGACGGAUAAACGCGAACGGUACUACGACAGCCGGGGCAUUGGCUGCUACAUGUUCAAAAUCGAUGAACAUUCCGUGGUGGAUGCAACGAUGCGAGGCAAUGCAGCACGUUUCAUCAACCAUUCGUGCGAGCCGAACUGCUACUCGAAGGUCGUUGACAUACUGGGGCACAAGCACAUCAUCAUUUUCGCCCUCCGGCGCAUCGUCCAGGGAGAGGAGCUGACGUACGAUUACAAGUUCCCAUUCGAGGACGUCAAAAUCCCGUGUUCGUGUGGGUCGAAAAAGUGUCGCAAAUAUUUGAACUGAAGCCGGGAUUGGAUUUUGGAUUGAGAUGGAGUUGUGACACGGGCAGGACAUUGUUCCGAAGCAAUAGGGGUAACCGACCGUCAGAUACAGGAUUAUUUAAGGAAUUUUGCAUGAAACUACCAAAGGUGCUGUUUUGCGGGGAUGGGAGGGCAGAAGCUUUUCGUACGUUGUAAGGGUGAUAACGUGAUAUUCAGAAUGCAUCACAUUGUAGGCGAAUCGCAACGUUCGUGCUAUUCGUAAACGGCCAUAUGUUUAAGGUAAAAUGUUUCCUUUUUAUCGAAACCUAAGCGUACACUUGUGUGUUUGUAGAUUUGGAAUAGUGUCUCCAAAGUGCAUGUUUUGUAAAUAUAAAUACCUAAAUACAUUGUGAGUUCUGACUUCGUAGCUGCAUUAGGAAUAUGUAGGUACCUAUUAUUUGGAAGAGAGAUUCAACAAGAUUUCUUCUUCUGUACAUAGAGAGAUGUUAUGGGUGUGCUUCUCAGUGACAAAGUUCGAAAUAGAAAAAAAAAACUAUUUGUAGACACGUUUUAAUAAACCGAUACCUAAUAGCAAAUCAAGAGUGGGACGCCUGUUAUUCAAAAAGUUUUCAACUCAUGUCGAAUAGUGAUUUUUCUGUAUGGGUUUCAAUGGUAGAGCAGAUUGCUCAGCCCAUCGAUGCGCAAAAUUUUAAAGUUUAUCGUAUUACAGACAUUUUAUAUUUGCUGUUUCUGAAUAUACAGUUGCAGUGAUCACGGAUAUACACGUUAUCUGGUCAUCAUUAUGUUUUUGUAGCUUCGGAUUCAUUCCUCAGAAAUCCAUAUUCUUUUAAUUGGAUUCGUUUCAAUUGUAUUCAAAUCGACCUCAUAAAGGAAAACUAAAUUAUGUAAUUUGUGAAUCAAAUAAUUUCAGCAGGUAUGGAAUUAAAACUUAUCAUACGGAAAAUUGAAAGCAUGCUUUUUGGUGGAAGAAAUGGAACUACCCACAAGAACAAUACAAUUUGAUGCAUAUAAGCAUAAUUUUUACACAUUUUUAUGAAAAAGUUAAUCAUUAAUUUGUAAAUAAAAGGUAGUCAUAAAUGUGCAUAAUAUUUUUUUCGUUUUUGAAAGUCGUCCAAUUCUCCCACGAAAGGGUUUACUUUGAGAUUAAAUACUUUUUAUUUGUCAAUAAAAAUACUAAGUGUUUUGUGUUAAAUUCUUUUUGCAUAGUGCAAAUGCAAAUCGCAGUACGACUUUCAAUCUAAUCUGUCAUUUAUGCAAAACAUUAUAUAUUUAACUUUUACAUUUCAAAUCCGUUUAAUCUGUGAUCAGUAGUAUUAAUUAAAAAUAAAAAAAAUCUUUUUGGCACCACGCGUGUACAUUCGUGAUUCAUUCGUAAAAUCAAUAUUCGACUUGGAAUACCUGAACCAUAAUCUAACAGCGUAAAUCUGUCUACACGGUCUACAAUCGCAUAUUUUAAUUUACAUUGCAACUAAGGACUUCACUUUUUAAAAUAAAACAAUCCGUAUUGAAAAAUACGUGAAGUUUGUUUUUAAAAGAUUAAAAAACUUCAUUUGCAAAAACGUAACAAUUUCGAUAACUGAUAUGAAACAACUGAUCAUUUUGUACAUUUUUGUUAACAGUAGAGACUGUAGAAAACUUGUUGAAUAUGUAAAAAAACACAAAACUAGAAUCAAUAUCUGACAUUCACAAUUACUUAGUCCCUCUGGUUCAGUCAACAACACUCGAAAUUUCGACUAGACAACUUUUAAGACAUCUAUCGCAGAAAAGAUUUUAUGAACCGAAAUCAGAUAGAAAUUUUACUCUAUGUCGUUUUCAAGCUUAAGUCCGAUGGUAAAUUGUUAAAUAAUGUACAACGCGAUAACACUUUUACUAACAUUCAAAAUGGUAGUCGAAUAGAGUUCCGCUCAUUGUAAUCUUAGUACCAGGGCUAAUAUGUAACCACUAAAGUAAUUCAUUUAUUCGAAUAUAAAAAUAAAGUUUGAAUUAAUCGUAAACAUCUGUCUCUGAAAAACGAUUCAAGGUUGUAGUAUUAUUGACUGUUCGUUGGAGAAAAAAAAACCUACUAUUAAAUACGCAUUUUAUCCGCAUCUCAUCAGUCAAAUAGUGAUACAAAUCACGAGAAACAUUUUGUCCACGCGGCAGAAGACUGUACAUAAAAAAACUAAUUUUAAGUUUUAUUUGAAACCCAGAACGUAAAUUUUAUAAACAACUCUAGCAGUACCUUCCUAUAUAGUAUCUGAUUUCUUGUGUUUUAAUGGGUUCUGCAUAUUCAAAGUUAUUACAACCGCCGCAAACUUACUAUAAUAAGUAUUCGAUUCGAAUUUCAGACGGUUAGGAAUCUCUGCAAGUGUAUUCCUGCUUUCUUAGCGAAGAAACACUGCAAAGUCAGUAAACGUUAUCUUGCCAUUUUUUGUUUGUUUUACCUAUUUAUUAAAACAACUUGUACCGUCGUCUGCGCUUGAACAAAACAUCAAAUGUUUGAAUUAAGUCAUUGUAGCAUAUUGAAUAGCUACUCUACAUUUAAGCAUUAUUUAUGAUAAAAUAGACCAGCCUAACAGUUUUCGUGCUAUAUAGUAGAUAUAUUUGUACAUUUGUAACUAAAGUUCACACACACAAACACUUUUACUUGUAGAAUCGUAAUAAUUGAAUCAAAACUUAGUGUAGACCGUGUUUUAAAUGUAUGUAACCCCUUCCCGGUUACAUGAUAUUCGAACAUGGUGAAGUGAAAACAAAAUGUGAUACUAAAGGAAAAAUAAUUUGUGAAAUCUUAACUUAAAUGCUUCAAAAAAUAACGUUUAACUGACAAAUAGAAUUAUUUGAAAUAAAAUACAUGAAAGGAUAUUACUAAACAAUAAUGUGGCUACGCCCGUAGUAAAUGAAAGCGUAGUGAAAACAAAAUUACACAAACACUCAUACACACACAAAAUCAUACAAAAAUGAACCACUUACACAAAUCACACAAAAUAGUUUUACCAAUAAAAUUACCGAGUUGAUAAUGAUUCUAUGUAGAGCUCUGACUCCAUAAUAUUUAAAAUGAUACUUGUGGUUGGUGUGUAAGAAUAUUCUCUUUUGCUUGAACAAAAAAUGUGCUCACUAGAGCUAGCACACUCACAAAAAGAUACACACUCGCGUGAGUAGUUGGAUCUAUCAACCGAUUGCAACAUACUACUAUUAAUUACCACAUUCAUACGUGCAUAAACUACUACUACUACUAUUAAUACUACUUAGGAACGUAAUUGCAGUUUAUUAUGUUUAAGUUUUUUUUCUCAUUUGAAGUAUUAUGUUGAAUUAAACAAUAAAACGAUAAAAUAAAAUGUAUUUCAAGUCAUGAA